AUGUCUGACGAGGAUUUGCUGGCGUGCUCCAAAGAGGAGCUGGUGAGCCGGUUGCGUAAAGAGGAGACCGAGAAGAUAUCAGCCCUGAUCCAGCGGGGCCGCCUCAUCAAAGAGGUCAACAAACAGCUGCAGGGACACCUCCUCGAAAUCAGGGAACUGAAAGUCAUCAACCAGCGGCUGCAGGAGGAGAACGUGGAGCUGCGGGACCUGUGCUGCUUCCUGGACGACGACCGGCUCAAAGUGAAAAAGCUGGCCCGGGAGUGGCAGCUGUUCGGGCACCACGCCGCCAAAGUGAUGCGCGAAGACCUGGGCGGCUAUUUGAAGAAGCUCGCCGACCUGGAGCGCCUGCAGGACGGGCUGGUGAAGGAGAACCUGGACCUGAAGGAGCUGUGCCUGGUUCUGGAGGAGGAGUGCGUCAGCCGGAGCGACUCCAGCCCCGGGGGCUCCACGGAGCUAAACCUGCCCUGCAUGGUGGCCCGGGACCUGGGGGACGGGAGCUCCAGCACAGGCAGCGUGGGAAGUCCAGACCAGCUCCACCUGGUGUGCUCACCUGAUGACUGA
Messenger RNA from Menidia menidia (Atlantic silverside), 561 nucleotides. Lineage: Eukaryota; Metazoa; Chordata; Actinopteri; Atheriniformes; Atherinopsidae. The record is from the annotation of a GenBank genome assembly.